Molecule: messenger RNA, 4124 nt
Organism: Zingiber officinale
Lineage: Eukaryota; Viridiplantae; Streptophyta; Magnoliopsida; Zingiberales; Zingiberaceae
Product: scarecrow-like protein 1
Exons: 3
Coding region: 2134-3879 (581 amino acids)
Biological process (GO): regulation of DNA-templated transcription
Cellular component (GO): nucleus
Molecular function (GO): sequence-specific DNA binding; DNA-binding transcription factor activity
Source: RefSeq, a predicted model, not a curated record
GCUUGGUUUCUUCUGCUGGCGUCCUCCGCUCUGAUCCUGCAUCCGUCUCCCAACGACUCCUCCGACGCGUUUCCUCUACCGUCGCCAGACUCACCGAUUCCGCCCUUCGUUUCUUCUCGGAUCGCCUCUUCUUCUUCUUCUUCGACCUUUUUUCCGCCCCGUCGAAUUUUGACCUCGGGUUUUCGGAGGGCAGAGUGUCAGAUCGUAGGCCCUUAGCCUACAUCUUUUAAUCAGCUUUGAUCGGUCGAGCCAUUGUUGGAUUAUGCCACGGAGAUCGGUAAUCUUUCUUUCCUGAUUGUGGAACAGGUAAUAAGUAGAAUUUAGUAUUGCACUCUUCUGUGGCGUCGAUUGGUUUGCUUUUAACCCUCGAAGGGAUCAAUUUCUCUUUGAGGAUUUGUGUUUUGAUUUGAAAACAAAUUGGUUAUUGGUUAUUCAGCAAAAUUGGAUUUUUCAGUUGUUCGAGACGGUGCGGAUUUUCUGGAUUACAAUGUUUGACUAUUGAAUUUUUGUGUACACACUGGAGUAUUUAGUCUUAAGUUAACGAUCUUUUUUAUCCUUCUCGAAAUGAAAUAUAUUGGCCUCGGCAUCAAUUUUUCUGGAAAAACGUGAUCGUCUUUCCAAGUCAUUGUUUGUGAUCUAGUAAACGGUUUUUACUGGCUCAUUUGUCCUUUGGUUUUAAUGAACCAUGAACAGGUGCAUCAUCGAGGAUGCUAUCCCUCAACUGUCGUUUAGAUAUUCAAUUUGUUUUUAGAACCCUUUGAUGUUCCCAAGCAAGUUGUGUAUUUUAGAGAUAUAAAGCAAAUAAGAAAUAUGAUUCAUCUGAAUUGCAGAGGUGAAGUGCUUUGUUAUGCAAUUCAAUGACUGAAAUUAGUAAUAAAAUUAAAAAUGCAGAUGAUAUCUUAAUGGUUGCAGAGGUGAAUUGCAGAGGUGUGUGUGUUCUUCAUUUUCUUUCUUCUUUUAUUAGAAAAGACCUGAGAUGCAGUUAGUGUAAUCCCAUCAACUAAACUAUUUUUGUAGAAUUGUGGACUUAUUAAACAUCAAUGUGGUUCGCUUGGUGAAGAAUAAUUGGUGGUAGAUAAAGAACGAUGGCUAAGCCAUCAUAUAUUCUUAUACCUUGAAACUCGUACGAUUGGUGUAAUUUUGAAGUCCCAAUAGGAGCAUACCGUGUUCACCAAAAUAGAUUGAGGCACUGAAGGAAAAUCAAGAUUAUGCUUACAUGGGAUUUUAUCCCAUGAUGGCUCCAGGACACUAUAAAAUACAUGUUAAGAAUCAUAGAAUAUGAUUUACUUUUCAUUUUUCGACUAUAGGCAUCAAUAUUGAAGGAUUUCAUGUGCUGUGGAUCCUUUUCACCUGAUAUGUUUUGCUCUGUAUAAGACAUAAUCACUGAUUAGUCCUAUGAACAAGUCAGUUUUUGCCACAAGCCUUCAGCUAUGGUCCAUUCAUUAUCACUAGCAUACAAAUAUGUUAGUCCAUUCAUAGCAUCCCUUCUUUUUUUUUGUUGGUUCCUUCUCUCUUGGCAGUUGUCCCUCUUUAAUUUCUGUCAUUGUAUCAUUUGUUACAGUUUUUAAAAUUAACAUGCUGAUCUUGUUAAUUCUUGAAUGAGAAGCCAUCCAUCUUCAGUUUGUUAUCCAGAUAUAACACAUGCUCUCUUAUCUCAACUUGUAGAAACUGGUUGUUAAUUCUUGAAUUUACUUGUUACAUUAUUUUACUCUUUCUGUUUAUUUACUUGUUAUUUGGUUUGUCCAAAGAUAUUUAGCACUGUGCAUUAGAAUGAAGUGUAACCUGUAUUUGAAUUUUCAGAGCCAUUCUGCCGCUCAAAUCUGGAUAGCUACAUCAUAUUUAUGCAUAUUUUUUUAAAAAGAUAUUGGAGCUAUUCUUCUUUGCUUCUAUUUCAAAAAACUUGUUUGUAAAAGAAUAUAGAAGUUCAUAUCAGAAAAAUGAUUUAUGCAUGUCCUCUCAUAUAGAGCGGAAGACAUGAUAAAAAUUUAGCGCUUGCUAACAUUGCCUUUUGUGAUCACAGCACUAUGGUACUUAUUGCUAUUUGGUCUCAAUUGGUCAUUAGCUUAUGAAGUUUCUCGUCUUGGUGAAUUGGAACUCUUGUUGAGCACUUGAAGCAUAUUAAGAUAAAAUAUCAUGUCUAUGAUAAGGUCUGUAAAUUCAUCAGCUGCUUAUGGCGAAUCUAAUCUUUAUAAUACUGGCAAAGGUGGUAGCAGUAACUCUGCCUUAUCAAGGCACAGAUCAAGUGUGGAUAAGCAAGUUUAUAAUCAUGGACAUGCUUUGUACCAUUCAGACUACUAUCCCAAACAAUACUUCAAUUCGCCAUUAGAAAUGAUGCAUGCUAAUUCAUUUCACAUAUCGACAUCCACUAUUCCAGGUCAAUGUGUUCAAGUUUCUUCAGCUCCAUGUCAACUAAUGGCUAAUAUUCACUCUCCUACAGUAUCAAAUAAUCCUUAUGGUUCCUUUGAAGUUUGCCAUCCUGAUUCCUCAUCAAUCUGUAACAUUUCUCAUCAAACCUCUCAUUCUUUGUUGGGAAACGUGAGUCCAGAGCAAGAUAUAGAUUAUGGUGAGGAAGAAAUCAGAUUGAAGCUUCGAGAACUUGAGAAGGUUCUUUUGUAUGAUAAUGAGGACUUGGAUAUAGAUGAUUUUAUGGGAGUUGAUGAUUGGGGUGAGCCUAUCCAGACUCUAUUGCUUACAAACUCUCUGAAGGAGUCAUCUUCAUAUUCUAGCAUCAGUUGUGUUGACAGAAAUAAAGAACCUAGAACUGCCAAGCAGCUACUUUUGGAUUGUUCUGCUGCAAUAUCUGAAGGCAGUAUAGAGGAAGCACAAACAAUCAUAACUCAGCUUCGUCAAAUGGUUUCAAUUCAAGGUGAUCCUCAUCAAAGGAUUGCAGCCUACAUGGUGGAAGGUCUUGCAGCGAGAAUAGCCUCAUCAGGGCAAGGUAUUUAUAAGGCUCUAAAAUGUAAAGAACCCCCAACUUCUGAUCGUCUAUCAGCAAUGCAAAUUCUAUUUGAGAUCUGUCCAUGUUUUAAGUUUGGCUACAUGGCAGCAAAUUAUAUAAUUUUGGAAACAUGCAGAGAUGAAGAAAAUGUUCAUAUUAUAGACUUUGAUCUGAACCAAGGAGUGCAAUACAUCAACCUGAUACAAUCACUAUCAACAUGGCCAAGAAAACCACCACACAUAAGGUUAUCUGGGGUGGAUGAUCCUGAGUCAGUGCAGCGAUCAGUUGAAGGCUUGAAAGUUAUUGGUCAAUGUCUUGAGAAGCUAGCAGAGGAUCUUGGUGUGCAGUUCAAAUUUCAAGCCAUUGCUGCUAAGACUGGCGAUGUGACGCCUGAAAUGCUAGAUUGCAGACCUGGAGAGUCUCUUGUAGUUAACUUUGCUUUUCAGCUUCAUCAUAUUCCAGAUGAGAGUGUGUCAACCGUGAAUGAGAGAGAUCAACUUCUUCGAAUGGUGAAGAGUUUGAAACCAAAGCUGGUCACAAUUGUGGAGCAGGAUAUGAAUACCAACACAGCCCCAUUCUUCCCAAGGUUUGUGGAGGCUUACAAUUAUUAUUCAGCAGUCUUUGAUUCACUUGAUGCCACUCUUCCAAGGGAUAACACCGAUAGAAUGAAUGUCGAGAAGCAUUGCCUUGCACGCGACAUUGUCAACAUUGUGGCUUGCGAAGGUGCUGACCGCAUAGAGAGAUAUGAGGCUGCUGGAAAGUGGAGAGCAAGGAUGACAAUGGCGGGGUUUGUUUCGUGCCCAUUCGGCAGCAAUGUCAAUGCAUCGGUACGAGCAUUGCUGAAAUCAUACUGUGACCGAUACAUGAUUAAGGAGGAGCCCGGGACGCUGUACUUUGGAUGGGAGGGGAAGCCUUUGGUAGUUGCCUCAGCUUGGAAAUAAAAGUUUUCAUGCAGCCAUUUGACAUCAACCGUACGUCUGAUUCUCUAAGCAAGUUUUCAUGUGUAUAACCUUCAAAUUUCCACUGAUAUAAGACUUUCCUUCAGAAAAUUAUGCUCAUUGUGAUGAUUGUAUUAAACAAGGUAUUUAACUAGAAUUUGCUUUUGCAAAUCUAUUAGCAAGUCCUGUAAUUUUAAAAAAAAACCUUUUGUGUUUGUGUAAAGAUAUAGCAAUAAUAUAGUUGAUAA